AUGACUUUCCAUCCAGACUCGCUCCCUGACCUGACAGGCAAGGUCUACAUUGUGACGGGUGGCACCUCCGGCAUCGGCUUCUACACCGUCGCCCGUCUAGCCCAGCAUGGCGCCCACGUCUACCUCUGCGCCCGCUCCGAAGCAAAAGGCCGCAAGGCCGUAGAGGAGAUCCAAGCCCUGUACCCCACCGCCCGCGUGAGCACCUUAGUCAUGGACCACGAGGUCCUCGCCUCCGUCGCCGCGGCCGCGGACCUCUUCCUCUCCAAGGAGUCCCGCCUGCACGGCCUCGUCAACAACGCGGGCGUCAUGGCCGUGCCGCGCCGGCUCACCGCCGACGGGUACGAGGUGCAGUGGCAGACCAACUACGUCGCGCACUGGCUGUUCACGGAGCGCCUCCUGCCGCUCAUGCUCGCGACCUCGAGGGCGCUGCCGGCGGGCGCCGUGCGCGUCGCGAACCUGACCUCGGGGGGCAACAUGAUGGCGCCCAGGCCAGGGGUCGACUUGGCCGACACCUCCCUGCGCGAGGGGUCGGCCAUCGCACGCUACGGGCAGUCCAAGCUGGCCAACAUCCUGCACGCGCAGGCGCUGCACCGGCGCGUCGGGCCGCGGCCGGGGCGCGAUAGAGCUACGGAGGGCGAGGUCUGGACGUCGUCGAUACACCCCGGCGUCGUCAAGACGGGGCUCGACGCCAAGGCGACCGAGGCGCCGUUCUUCAUCGGGAUCAUCACGUUUGUGCUCAACGUCUUUGGGGCGCACUGGCCGGCCGACCGGGGCGCGUGGACGAGUGUCUUCUGCGUGGCGAGCCCUGAUAUGAGGGCCGAGCAGAGCGGGACGUUCUUCGAGAGGAUUGCCAGGGCGGGCACGGCGAUCUCGUCCAAGGCCAAGGACGAGAAGUUGGAGGCGAGGUUGGAGGAGUGGACGAGGGAGGAGAUGGAAAAGAAGGGGUGGGUUUGA
Messenger RNA from Thyridium curvatum, 954 nucleotides. RefSeq lists its product as uncharacterized. The record is from RefSeq and is a predicted model, not a curated record. The coding region runs from base 1 to 954 and encodes 317 amino acids. NCBI's taxonomy places the organism in Eukaryota, Fungi, Ascomycota, Sordariomycetes, Thyridiales, Thyridiaceae. The transcript has 2 exons.